Caenorhabditis sp. 36 PRJEB53466 is the source of this 4362-nucleotide messenger RNA. The record is from the annotation of a GenBank genome assembly. Lineage: Eukaryota; Metazoa; Nematoda; Chromadorea; Rhabditida; Rhabditidae.
AUGCGUCUGUUGCACACUCCACUGCGUCACACAAUCGCCCAGCGGUUCCAGGGCACGAAGACGUUCCACGGACGAGGUGUUCCCACCAUCGGAAUCAGGUUAAACUCUAGUUCCGAUCGGUUUUGCAAGAACUUGAUAAGACUGAGUGUCUGCUGCAAAAACAUUCGCUCUUCUCUGUUCCAAUAACCUUUUUUUGUGUUUCCAGACGAGAGACCGUGAAUGCGUGGGAACGGCGUGCUCCGCUGGCUCCGACGCACGUCAAACGGCUCACCAAGUCCGGCGUGAACGUGCUCAUUCAGCCGAGCAACCGUCGCGCCUACCCCAUCCAGGACUAUAUCUCGGCCGGCGCGAUCGUGCGUGAGGAUCUCAGCGAGGCGCACAUCAUCAUGUCCGUCAAAAGUGUUCCGAUCGAUCAGCUCAUUCCGAACAAGACGUACGCGUUCUUCUCGCACACCAUCAAGGCGCAGCAGGACAAUAUGGAGAUGUUGGACACUAUUUUGCAGAGGGUAGGUGCUAUAGUAAACAGCGAUUGGACCUAUUCAACGUGUUUUCCAGAACAUUCGUCUUCUGGACUACGAGAAGAUUGUGGACGACAAGGGAAAACGUCUGGUGAUGUUCGGAAAGUGGGCCGGAAACGCUGGAUUCAUAGACAUCCUGCACGGAAUCGGCCUCCGAUUGUUGGCUCUCGGCCACAACACGCCGUUCCUGCACAUGGGCCUCGCGCACAAUUACAACGACUCGCACAUGGCCAUCAACGCGCUCAGAGACAUCGGCUACGAGAUCGCACUCGACCGCAUGCCGCGCUCGCUUGGACCUUUGAUCUUUGUGUUCACCGGGUCGGGCAACGUGAGCCAGGGCGCCAGGGAGCUCUUCGAACAUUUGCCGCACGAGUACGUCGACGUGGCGACACUUCCGAAGGUGGCGCAGAAAGGACGUGAGUUCUAGAAGAAGAAGAAGAAGAAACGUGUUUGUUUUUCAGAACUGAACAAAGUGUACGGAUGCGUCGUCACUCGCAAAGAUCAUUUCGUUCCGAAGCACGGUGGGCCGUUCAACAAGCAAGAAUUUGAGCAGUUUCCCGACCGAUACACUUCCAAAUUCGCGACAGAGGUAUGACACACACACACACACACACACGGUCUUGAGGCGAUCAGUAGUGGAAUUUAAAGUAAGAGAGAGGCGAAUCGCGCGAUUAUAAAUCAACACGCGAUCAAAUCACUCGACCCUUUUCCUCGUGGCCAAUCUGUCUCGUUUCCAUGACCGUCUCUUGAUGAUGUGAUAUCUUUUCGAGUGACUGAUUGAUGGUUAAACAUAAGUGGAAUUGUCACGUGGCCAGACAGGCGCCAGCGCUCAAGCUGUGUACAACAAUAGAACUUGGAAUGUAAUGCAAAAUGGGGGGAAUUGAAUUGUGAACUUUUGACCUGCAAAAUGAUUUUGCAAAACGCCGCCACAAUUUUCCCCCGUGUUCAGAUCGCUCCAUACGCGUCGGUGAUCAUCAAUGGAGUGUACUGGGAUGCCCAAUCGCCACGACUCAUCACGAUUCCCGACGCGAAGAACCUUUUGACUCCAGUUCAAAGAGUGAGCCGUUCAUCGCCCUUUUUUCCUCAUUCAAUCGAGUUACUUUCAGAAGACUAAGACUAACAAUCCAAAUGACAGCCUUGUGAGCUUAUUACUAACUUUUUCUUCCAAAAACCUACCUCCCCCCCCCUAACUGUUGUUUUCCAGUACGACACUCCGGGAUGUCCCACUCUUCCGCACCGUCUCGUCGCUCUCUGCGACAUCUCCGCCGACCCGGGAGGUUCUGUCGAGUUUAUGCGGGAGUGCACGACGAUCGACAAGCCGUUCGCGAUCUACGACGCCGACUUCAACACCAGCUCCGAUUCGUUCGACGCCAUCAACGGCUGUCUCGUGUGCUCGAUCGAUAAUAUGCCGGCGCAGAUGCCGAUCGAGGCAACCGAACAGUUUGGAAACCUUUUGUAUCCGUGGCUGUGGGAUCUGCUCAACACGUCCAACGAUCAGCACUUUGAACGUCUUCAGUGCCGACCGGAGAUUAAGAAUGCGAUUAUCACGGAUCAGGGCAAACUGACGCCCAACUUUGAAUACAUUCAACAGUUGAGGAAGGAUAAGGCCGCGUAAGUGAGAUUGAUUGACUUGAUGUCGUCUUUUCUUUUGUCUUUUGUCUUUCUGUCACCAGUUCACGUUGUAACCUCUCUCUCACUUCGAUUCCUUCAUUUUCAGUGCUUCCUCUGCCAAUUCUCGUGUGAUGGGAGGAACCACGGACAAACGAGUGCUUUUGCUCGGCGCCGGAAUGGUUUCCGGACCGUUUGCCGACUUUUAUUCGAAACAAAAGAACGUGCAUUUGACGGUGGCGACUGAAUCGCAACGCGACGGACAACGACUGUGCCAAUCGCCGAACAUUCAGUCGGUUGUGGUGGACGUUGCCCGGGAGAGUCACACAAUGGAACGACUGAUCCGAGAGCACGAUCUUGUCGUCUCCCUGCUCCCGUUCAAUUUCCACCCACUCGUCGCCAAAAUGUGCAUCUCGAAUCAGAGAGACAUGGUCACUUCGAGCUACGUCUCAUCCGAAUUGGAGGCGCUUGACAAGGCGUAAGUGUUGCUAUGCAUCACGGUCUCCCAGGGCGCUAAUGCUAAACACAGUGCGCUCGUAAAUUGCGGAGUGUCGUUGUAACUUUUGAACAUUUGCAGGUCUGAAAAUGCAGUUCAAUUCGAGUUUACGACCUUUAUUUCUUUCUUUUUUACUUGAAAAACGUCUAGAAAACAAUAUUUUAUUGAUUGCAAACCGUUCUUUACAGAAUUUAGAGUUUUUCAAGUUUUUAGCGUCUUUCUCGCAUUUCGUCAAAACUUUAAACCUUUAUAUUUCAGCUCAUUUUGCAUUUCAUGAGCCCAACAAACAAUAAAAAUGUUUGCUGAAUCUUUCUUUACAAAAUUCAGGUUUCGGCGAUUGGUUUUCUUGAGCAGUUUUCAAAAACUAUUCGAAAAACAUCAAAACCCAGGUCAAAACCUUCAAAUCAAAAUAACUCGGCUAAUUCUCAUCGAUAUGCGAGAUUUCUGUUACCAAAACCUAGCUAGUGCUCUAAUUAUUCGAAUCCAGGUUCCAGGCGCACAAAAAAAUAAGUGUAUUGUGCAGAAAACAUGGAAAGAACGCGAACUCCCGUUGAAAAUGAAUUAAUCGGCCGCCGCGUAAAUCGACACAGCCCGCCUGUUGCAAGUGCGCCCCAUUGAAAUCAUUCGCGCCCUGGGAGACCGUGAUAUGCUGCUUUUGCAGAGAUCAUUUCCAAGUUUUCAGCGCCAAAGACGCCGACGUGACGAUCAUGAACGAGGCGGGCCUGGAUCCGGGAAUCGACCACAUGCUCGCGAUGGAGUGCUUCGACGACAUCAAGGAGCACGGCGGCCGCAUCACCUCGUUCGAGUCGUUCUGCGGAGGUCUGCCGGCGCCCGAGUGGUCAGACAACCCGCUGCGCUACAAGUUCUCGUGGUCGCCGAAAGGAGUGCUGACCGCGCUGAUGAACCCGGCCAAGUACCUGAAGAACGGAAAGAUUGUCGAGGUUCCGUCGGGAUCGGUCGUCGACAACCUCGUCAACAUUGAUUUCAUGCCCGGCCUCAAUCUGAUUGGUUUUCCGAACCGCGACUCGACCAAGUACGCGGAGGUGUACGGACUCGGCAAUGACUGCCACACGAUUCUGCGCGGAACUCUGAGGUAUCACGGAUUCGUCGAGACUGUGAAGGCGCUCCACUCGGUCGGACUCCUUUCCGGCAACCCGACCGACUCGUUCACCUCGACCGUCGGACCCGAUCUGACGUGGAAGGAGUUGGUCGCCUCGUUGUCCAAUCAGAAGUUGGACAUCUUUCCGGACUCGCUGAGACACAUUAUUGAGGAGAAGGUUGGCACCAAGGUAGAAUACAAAUCUGAUUAAUCCGUCACACUACUCGACUGUUUUUUAGGGACUAAAUGCUCUCGAAGAUCUCGGGCUGUUCUCUGACAAAGUUGUCGACCGCCACGGCACUCCGAUCGACACUCUCGCCCAGUACCUGGCCAAGAUCCUCGCGUUCAAAGAGCACGAAUCGGAUCUCGUCGUGCUGAACCAUGACAUUGGGGCGCAGUUGCCCGGCGGAAACGCGGAGAAGCAUCGGAUCAGUCUGGUGCAGUACGGAAACCCGAACGGCUUCUCGGCGAUGGCACGCACCGUCGGAUACACGACUGCGAUCGUCUCGCACAUGGUCCUCAACAAUGAGAUUCAGAGGGCCGGCAUCCAAAGACCGAUUCUGAAGGAAGUGUACCGUCCGGCUCUGAAGCGACUCCGCGACUUUGGAAUCAUUCCGACGCACACGGUCACUCCGAUGUAG